AAUUGUUGAUACUUGAAGGCUCAUAUGCACACAUUUAAUUAGGAAAGGCAAGCCCAAAUCCUUAUCUACCGAGAAUCGCAUUUUACGAUAUCGUCCUUCACCUAUCUUCUCAAAAACCCUAAUUUAGUCCCGACGAGCUAGGGUUUCGACAACGUAAUCAAAUAAUUUCAAGGGUGGUGGCUGAGUUAUCAUCUCCGGCAACUCGGAUUAGGAUGGAUUUCGACGAGUACGACUACCUGGAGAAAGCGGUCGAAGAAACUAACGGCCCAACGAAGAAGGAGACUCCAGAUACAGAGAAGGAGAGAGAGAGGAGCGAGAAGGGGUACAGGAGGAGAGAGAGGAGUGAAGAUGAUGAAUUUGAUGAAGAGGAGAAGGAGAGGAGAAGCAGCAGCAAGAAAUCGAGGAAUGAUGAGAACGGCCGUGACAGAGAGAAGGAUAAGGAUAGGGACAGGGACAGGGAUAGGGAUAGGGAUCGAGAAAGGGAUAAGGAUAGAGACAGAGAUAGAGAAAGGAGCUCGAGGCAUCGGAGUGGAGAGCGGGAUUCAGAGAGAGAGAGGCGGAGCUCGAGGGAGAAGGAUAAAGAGAGGGAAAGAGAGAGGGAUAGAGAGAAGGAGAGGAAAGAUAAGGAUAGAGAGAAGGAGAGGAAAGAGAGGGACAGAGAGAAGGAAAAGGAGAGAGAGAGGCGAGAGAGGGAUAAGGAGAAGGAGAAGGAGAGGGAAAGAGAGAAGGAAAGGGAGAGGGAGAGGAGGAGCCGCAGCAGGAGUCGAUUGGAACGUGAAAGAGAGAGGGAACUGUUGAGGGAUAAGGAGCGUGAGGAGAGCAGAAGAUUCAAGGACAAAAAAGAAGCUGUGGAGCCUGAAGCGGAUCCAGAAAGGGACCAGAGAACUGUUUUUGCAUAUCAGAUGCCACUGAAGGCGACUGAGAGGGAUGUGUUUGAGUUCUUUUCACAAGCUGGAAAGGUUAGGGAUGUUAAAUUGAUUAUGGACCGGAACUCGAGGAGAUCAAAAGGUGUCGGGUACAUUGAAUUCUAUGAUGCUAUGUCUGUACCAAUGGCUAUAGCUUUAUCUGGGCACCUUUUUCUUGGACAACCUGUAAUGGUGAAACCUUCAGAGGCUGAAAAGAAUCUUGUCCAAUCAAACACUUCUGCUGGUGGGUCAGUUGCCGGACCAUAUGGUGCAACAGACAGGAAACUUUAUGUAGGAAAUUUACAUUUCAACAUGACAGAGUUUCAGCUUAAGCAGAUUUUUGAAGCAUUUGGGCCUGUUGAACUUGUUCAACUUCCAACAGAUCCUGAGACGGGACAUUGCAAAGGUUUCGGGUUUGUUCAAUUUGCGCAACUUGAACAUGCAAAGGCAGCACAAAGUUUGAAUGGGAAACUAGAGAUUGCUGGUCGGACCAUUAAGGUGUCCUCAGUUACCGAUCAUGUUGGAGCACAAGAUUCUGGAACAAAAACUGCAGAUUUUGAUGAUGAUGAUGGAGGUGGUUUGGCUCUGAAUGCUCAAUCCAGAGCAAUGCUCAUGGCAAAGCUUGACCGCAGUGGUAUAGCUUCAAGUGUUGUGGGGACCCUUGGAGUGCCUGCCUUGAAUGGAGCAGUUCCUUCACAGCAAACUAUCACCAUGCCCAUCAAUCCAACAUCAGUCCUUCCAAAUGCAGCCCUUCCUGCUCAGGUUGUUUCCAUGGCUCCAGAACCUAUCGGAACACCCAGUGAAUGUUUGUUGUUGAAGAAUAUGUUCGACCCAGCCACUGAGUCUGAUCCUGAGUUUGAUCUGGACAUUAGAGAUGACGUGCAAGAAGAAUGUUCCAAGUAUGGUCGUGUGAAGCAUGCAUAUGUUGACAAGAACAGCGCUGGUUAUGUUUAUUUGAGGUUUGAAAGUGUGGAAGCAGCAUCUCGUGCUCAACAGGCAAUGCACAAGAGAUGGUUUGCUCGCAGAUUGAUUUCGGCCAUAUUCUUGCAACCUUAUGAAUACGAUGCCAAAUUCAAAGGUAGUGCCUGAUGAAAAUGCGACGUCCCGGCCCCCACCCUCGAAAGACCGUGCGUGUUGAAUUUGAUUGUGCUAGGCUUAGUCGUAAUAGUGUUCCAGACCAUGUAAUCUUGUAAUUUCAGACUGCCUGGAACUUUGUUACAGUUCUAAUGUGAAUUGAGGCACCAGUUGAAUGAGAUUGCUUGUGAACA
This is a messenger RNA of Salvia miltiorrhiza (redroot sage), 2173 nucleotides long. RefSeq lists its product as uncharacterized. Bases 213 to 1994 code for a protein of 593 amino acids. Gene Ontology annotation, molecular function: RNA binding. Lineage: Eukaryota; Viridiplantae; Streptophyta; Magnoliopsida; Lamiales; Lamiaceae. The record is from RefSeq and is a predicted model, not a curated record. Gene Ontology annotation, biological process: mRNA processing. Gene Ontology annotation, cellular component: nucleus. The transcript has 13 exons.